This is a messenger RNA of Entamoeba nuttalli P19, 672 nucleotides long. RefSeq lists its product as hypothetical. The transcript has a single exon. The record is from RefSeq and is a predicted model, not a curated record. Bases 1 to 672 code for a protein of 223 amino acids. NCBI's taxonomy places the organism in Eukaryota, Evosea, Mastigamoebida, Endamoebidae.
AUGUUUGCUUUAAUUGCCCUUAUUGUUGUUGUAAAUGCCGAUUAUAGUGGUUGUGGAUGUUGUGAAGUAAAUGGAAAAUGUGAUGUAUUCCAAAAUGAAUGGAGUUGGUUAGAUGAAUGUAUUAAACAUGUUCCACAAGACAUAAUGCCAACAGAUCCAAAUUGGUUCAAGAUUGUUAGACUUCCUAAUGCUACUUAUGAUAAAUGUACAGCACCAACUGGAUUUUCUUCAUCUGAUAAAGCCCCUAUUUAUACUUAUGAUAGUCCAUGCACAUGUUUUGAAGAUUUUGCUGAUCGUAUUAUGAAUUCAUUUAGUUGUGGAACUGAAUUUCUUAAAUCACUUGAUGAAGUUUGUAACACAUUAGGAUGUAAGUAUUGUAAUUUUAUUACUCCAAAAUGUGGUGAUACUCAAUUAAGAAGAUGUGAUUUAGUAUAUCAACAAGAAAUUGCCUUAAAUAAAUAUCCUACUUCUGAUGAUAUUUGUCGUGCUCUUACAAAGAAAGUUGAAUGUUAUGAUAGUAACCAUUGUGUUUAUUCUGACAUUCCUCAAAUGCAACAAACUGUUAAACAAUGUAGAAACUCUACUUGUCCUGCAUGUUACCAAAUUUGUAAGAAUGGUGCUAUUUCUACUUUUGCUCUUUUUGCUCUCGUAUUGCUUGCUUUUGUCUUCUAA